AUGUCAAACAAGAAGAACGAGGAUAUCGAGAUGACAGAGAUGGGCGAGAGGGAGUUUGAUGAGCGGGUAAGCUUCCUGCCGAAGCCUGCGCCCCAUUACCGGGCUCGCGUCGAUAGAGGCCUGGGUAGCAUCCCCCGUCAACUCGAGAACAGCCCUGGUGCCGCUGUUCUGGCCUACUGCUUCUCCUCGAUCAGUAUGACGAUUGUGAACAAGUUUGUCGUUUCGGGUUCAUCUUGGAACUUGAACUUCCUUUAUCUGGCCAUCCAGUCUGCUAUUUGCACGGCUGCAAUCUUGGUCUUGAAGCAAACGCGUUUAAUCCCUAACAUAGCCGCCUUGGAAAGCGGAAAGGCCAAGAAAUGCCUCCCCGUGUCUGUAUUCUUCGUCGGCAUGAUCUACACCGGCAUAAAGUCUCUUAAGUUUCUAUCUGUUCCGGUAUACACUAUCUUCAAGAACUUGACCAUCGUUGUCAUCGCCUAUGGUGAGGUCCUAUGGUUCGGCGGUAAAGUCACCCCGCUGCUUCUGCUGUCGUUCGGCUUCAUGGUGCUCAGCUCCGUCGUUGCUGCGUGGGCUGAUAUACAGGCGGCCCUCAAUGGCGUUGGGCAUUCGACGGAGACUGCCGCCGCUAUCUCGACCCUGAACGCUGGGUACGCGUGGAUGGGGCUUAACGUCUUGUGCACUGCCUCGUACGUCCUGGGCACGCGCAGGUUCAUCACCUCGCUGAACUUCAAGGACUGGGACACUAUGUUCUAUAACAACGUUCUCUCGCUCCCCAUCAUCAGUGUUUGUUCCCUAGUGACCGAGGACUGGUCUUCGGCCAAUCUGGCUAAGAACUUCCCUGCCGAGUCACGCAACGGCCUCAUCAUUGGCAUGCUCUAUUCUGGCCUGGGUGCCAUCUUCAUCUCGUACUCGUCUGCCUGGUGCAUUCGCAAGACUUCGUCGACUACGUAUUCUUUCGUCGGUUAUCUGAACAAGCUCCCGCUCGCCAUCAGCGGCAUCGUCUUUUUCGAUGCUCCCGUCACGUUUGGUAGUGUCUCGGCUAUCCUCUUGGGAUUCUUUAGCGGGCUUGUCUACGGUUAUGGCAAGAUGAAGCAGAGGGAGCAGUCCAAGCAGGUCCUCCCCACUUCCCGGACGGCCAUGAGCGCUAGCUCUCAGAGCCAGAGGGAUGCAUCUAGCUCAUAA
Messenger RNA from Colletotrichum spaethianum, 1179 nucleotides. Its product is annotated as GDP-mannose transporter. The coding region runs from base 1 to 1179 and encodes 392 amino acids. Gene Ontology annotation, molecular function: antiporter activity; GDP-mannose transmembrane transporter activity. The record is from RefSeq and is a predicted model, not a curated record. The transcript is spliced from 4 exons. Lineage: Eukaryota; Fungi; Ascomycota; Sordariomycetes; Glomerellales; Glomerellaceae. Gene Ontology annotation, cellular component: Golgi apparatus.